This is a messenger RNA of Phytophthora nicotianae INRA-310, 356 nucleotides long. RefSeq lists its product as hypothetical. Bases 139 to 300 code for a protein of 53 amino acids. The record is from RefSeq and is a predicted model, not a curated record. Lineage: Eukaryota; Oomycota; Peronosporomycetes; Peronosporales; Peronosporaceae. The transcript has a single exon.
GAAGUCAUCAUCUUCAGUAGUUUUAUAGAAGAAGAAGUGUAAUGCCAAACGUUAUUAGCGCUAUCGUGCGGCCAGACGGGCACCGAAGACUCGCCUCUUCUCGGACAUCAUUGACGAGAUGCCGUCCCUGGAACGAGAAUGGAGAAGGAUAUGGUGCAUCAUGUGCACAAUUUGCAUAACCAAACUCUGGCUACAACGCAAUGCGGUGGUCCACAAGGACCGGGAACUUUCGGUGGAAAGCGCCACCAAUGCCCUAAGGACGUCGCUGAUACGACAUUUGAACGCCCUCGCCAAGAGUGAAAGGCGUCAUCUACAUACUAAAUUCCGAGGAACGUGUCUGCUACUCUGCAUACUGU